This is a messenger RNA of Striga hermonthica, 294 nucleotides long. The record is from the annotation of a GenBank genome assembly. NCBI's taxonomy places the organism in Eukaryota, Viridiplantae, Streptophyta, Magnoliopsida, Lamiales, Orobanchaceae.
AUGAGGCCGCAGGCACCGCACGAGCAUUUUUUCAAAGGGACUAACUCGCUCGUAAAGUACGACAUGGAGGUGAAUGCGUACAUGGAGAAAAGGAAGAUGAGUGGUGUGAGGAGCAAACAAUUUCUUGAGAUGGCCAUCGAGGGAGUUCCUUUAUCGGCUCCCGAGAUCUAUGGCGAUCGGGUGAACCACCGUCGCACCGUGGAGGCAGCCUCCUGCCGCCGCCAAGUCCUAGAUGCAUCCGGAGGGUUUUUCUCCGGAGGAGGUGUAUGUCAGUGCUCAUGGUGGGACUUCUGA